GCCAACAAUCAAUCACUAAUCUUACCUCACCAAACAACCUCACAUACCACUUAAUAAAUAAAAAGGUAAGUUAGUCACUCUCAACAUAAUGCACAAUCAUUUCUUUGAUUGUCUUUUUUAUCAAUAGAAACUCAUUUUAUUGUUUCUAUUAAAAUUAAACUGAGAAAAAAAUUGAAAAAAGGAAAAGAUAAGAUGGAAAAGUUGAGAUUUGGUCUUGUGUUGAUAGUGUUGUGUCUUUCAACAUCACUAGUGAAAGGAGGAGAUCCUAUUUUGACCUUUGAAUGGAAAGUGACUUAUGGUACCAUCUCUCCUCUUGGUGUUCCUCAGCAAGUUAUUUUGAUCAAUGAUAAAUUUCCAGGACCCAUAAUCAAUGGCACAUCCAAUAAUAACAUUGUUGUCAAUGUCUUCAACCAGUUGGAUGAGCCAUUCCUUUUCACAUGGAAUGGCAUCCAACAGAGGAAAAACUCUUGGCAAGAAGGCACCCUUGGCACCAAUUGUCCCAUUCCUCCAGGGAGCAAUUUCACAUACCAUUUCCAGGUCAAGGAUCAAAUUGGAAGCUUUUUUUACUACCCCACCACAGCUUUGCAUCGAGCAGCUGGUGGAUAUGGUGGAAUAAGUGUCCAUAGUCGGGCAUUGAUUCCCAUCCCCUUUGAUAUUAACCCUGCCGAUGAGUUCUUUGUCUUGGUGAGUGAUUGGUACACCAAAAGUCAUACUCAAUUGAGAAAGUUUUUGGACAGUGGGCGCUCGAUGGGAAGGCCUGAUGGAAUAAUCAUCAAUGGAAAAGGUGGAAAAGGCGAUGGAAAAGAUGAGCCACUGUUCUCUAUGACCCCUGGAAAGACAUAUAGGUAUAGGUUUUGUAAUGCUGGUAUGAAGGAUUCCAUCAAUGUUAGAAUCCAAGGGCAUACCAUGAAAUUGGUGGAAAUGGAAGGAUCUCACGUUGUGCAAAACAUGUAUGAUUCACUAGAUAUUCACUUGGGACAAUGCGUCUCUGUCUUAGUGACUGCUGAUAAAGAUCCCAAGGAUUACCUCCUUGUGGCCUCUACGCGAUUCACCAAGGAACCCCACACUGCUACAUCCAUAAUCCGUUACACUAAUGGCAAUGGCCCUGCCUCACCAGAGUUGCCAAAAGCCCCAAUUGGUUGGGCUUGGUCACUCAACCAAUUUCGCUCUUUCCGUUGGAAUUUAACGGCAAGUGCAGCUAGACCUAAUCCACAAGGAUCAUACCACUACGGCCAAAUCAACAUUACACGCACCAUCAAACUUGUGAAUACAGCCGGGACUGUGGACGGAAAGCUCCGAUAUGCCAUCAAUGGUGUCUCACAUGUGAACCCUACAACCCCAAUUAAGUUGGUUGAAUACUAUGGUGUUGAAGAUAAGAUCUUCAAAUAUGACCUUAUGAAGGAUGAAUAUGAACCUCCAGCUGGGAAAGCAGAAGAGAAGAUCACACUCGCACCCAAUGUAGUUAAAGUCACUUACCGUAACUUUGUGGAGAUCAUCUUUGAGAACCAUGAAAAGAGUGUACAAUCUUUUCACUUGGCCGGAUACUCCUUCUUCGCUGUUGCGAUUGAACCUGGAAAAUGGACCCCAGAGAAGAGGAAGAACUACAAUUUGCUUGAUGCAGUAUCCAGGAAUACCAUCCAAGUUUAUCCCAACUCAUGGGCAGCCAUAAUGACCACUCUUGAUAAUGCUGGUCUUUGGAACCUGAGAUCCAACUCAGUGGAAAGACAAUACUUGGGGCAACAACUUUACUUUAGCGCCCUUUCUCCAAAAAGAGAUUUGAAAGAUGAAUAUAACAUGCCAGACAAUGAUGUCUUGUGUGGAAUCAUCAAGGAUAUGCCUCUUCCAAAACCUUAUUCUGUGUAAAUAUUCGUAAUUAUGAUUUCAUAAUAACUUUUUUCUCCUAACUCUGAUGCUUUAUGGCAAAGAAUCUUUCAUGUAGGGUUAAUAUUUUGAGUUAGAGUGAGGAUUUUAGCUUACUCAAAGAAAAGACAAAAAAUUACGAGUAGGAUAUUUAUAUGUGAAAGGGAUCGAAGAGUUGAAACAACUGAAGAGAAAAUUGGCUGGUCUUCUGUCCAAGGGGAAUAUAAAUUCCUUCUUUUUUGUUUUGAAUAGCAUAGGCAAGAAGUUUUUUAUUUGUAACUUAUUGCAUUGAUCAAAUCACUUUUAAAUAAGUGGACAAUGAAUGUUUCUUAUCCUCCUUGGUACUAUUUAUUUUUUCUACCUUUAUCUUCUUUCUACUUUGGUUUCAGCUUUUUAACUGUUUACUUUUAAUAAUUAGGAGUAUUCCAUAAUGAUAUAUCUUUAUUCAUUGUUGAAUACACAAAAGAUAAACAUAAUGCAAUCUGAACUCCAAUAAUCCAAUUCAUAUGGGAAGAGUCAUAAGUAGCCAUUUUUUAUUUUCAGUUCUAGCAUUCCUUAUCCUCUUGAAUUGAUCCACACUUGUGUAUGGGAUCCUUCUCAACAAUUUUCUAGCAAUAAAUUUUGUUAUUAUGUUUCUUUCAUUGAUGACUUUAGCAAAUUUACAUGGUUAUUUCCUAUGAGUUACAAAAAUGAGGCUUAUACCAUAUUUUUGCGCUUUAAAACUCAAGUUGAGAAGUUCUUUGAGCAUCAUAUAUAAGUGAUACAAUCCAAUUAGGGUGGCAAAUACAGAGUCUUGUACAAGUAAAGCUCAACUCUUGGGUUAAUUUUACAUGGGUUGUGAAUGUAGACAUCAAAUAAAAUGCUAGUCCCAAAUAUAUUAACAUCUUCAUACAGGAGAAUAAGAGAUUUCUCAAUAGAAAUUAGAAAUUGAAGUACCGAUUUCGUAGAAAUGACUUACUGCACAUAAUUGUGAAUAUCUAACCCUUCAUGUUCAAUUUAAAUCUUCAUGGGCAUCCUCUUUUAACAGCAUCGCCUGGUAGUGAAAAGACACAAUAACAUCAUCUAUAAAUUAUAGUUCGUGAAAAGCUAUACACAUGUAUGUAUUUAGAACGUUGAAUUUCCAAUGAGGUGGAGAAAGCUGAGAGUUGCUACCUGGAAAAGAAGACAUUCAUCAAUAUGGUUUCUGGAUAUCAUUGGUGCUAAUGUAAAUGGAUAUGAGCAUGUUUUACUGUUGAAAACUAAGAAUAGUAAAAGACACCCGGUUACAAACUGUCCCCAAAGAGAAGUUACUCUAGUGGAUAUAAAGGUUCCACAAAUACGACUACUGGGACUUAAAGGCACAACAUUUUAAACAGAAAGCAUAAAGUCACAUGAUCUUCGUACUAUUUCAAAUAUAAUCCACAAGGUAGUGGUAAGGUCUGCGUACAUUCUACCCUCU
Molecule: messenger RNA, 3298 nt
Organism: Solanum tuberosum (potato)
Lineage: Eukaryota; Viridiplantae; Streptophyta; Magnoliopsida; Solanales; Solanaceae
Product: L-ascorbate oxidase homolog
Exons: 2
Coding region: 193-1863 (556 amino acids)
Molecular function (GO): copper ion binding; oxidoreductase activity
Source: RefSeq, a predicted model, not a curated record